AUGAUCCGAGUCUCGGUCGAGACCAUGGCCUGUAGUUCUUGUGAAAUCGAACCCCGCGAAGUCAAAUCAUCUGACCUGCUCGAACUCCUUCUGUGUAAUGAACAGCUGCUCUGUACCGUUGCAUGGGACACACUCCACCACUGGGUAUUUACCGUUGAUGGAAUUAGCAUCUUCGAGUACCUGUACAAAACCGAGUGGGACUACAAUCAAUGGGCUCUGAAAGUGAGACGAUUCUUCGGCAAGUUCCUCCAACGUGAAAUCGAACUCAAGCUGUUCCUUGCGUGCGACGAAUCGUAUCCCGUCGCCGGUGUGGUCCCGUCGAGAGGGAGCACCUUCACGGACCGCCUAACCGACUGCGCUUUCGAUGUGAAUUACGCUUUCGUCUUGUUCGUGGACACGUGCACCGAUCUAGGAAUAAAAGUGAACGUCGUUGACGACGCCCGUGAGAUGAUCGAUUUCGCAAACAAUAAUCGUUCGCCGGUCAUCUCUGCCAACACUCGGCUAUGCUUAUUCGAUAUGGAGAAUGGGGUCGUUCUGCCCCAGGUGCAGACCGAAGGUUGGCCGUUGCUGGUGUAUUACGAUCGGUACGAACUUCUCCAGAAAUUAAAUUGUAAAAACGACCGUGUCCUGUGUCAGCUGGCGCUCCUCGAAUAUCUGGAUUGCUUGGAAGAUCGAGGCGAUUGCUUCUGCCAUCUCGCCAAAGACAUACGGGUACCGCGCAAGCUUGAGCCGUAUGUCGCCACACUCCUCAUGCUGAAGGAUCUCACGCCGUUCGAGGUCCGUUGGGAGAUCGUCAAAAACAAAAUAGCGCGUCAUCGCAAUCUAAUCGAUUCACAUCUCCGUGUCUUCGAAAAAUACUUCACGAGUACAAGCGAGGACCUGAGUCGAUCGAGUUCCGCCGUGAAGUACUGUCUCCGACGCGGCUUGUCGCCAGCCGUCCUCAACGACAACUGCGUGGAUUUGGCCUCAUCUCUACAUGACGUUAUCAAAGUUCUUCUGCGGGGAGAAGGCAGAACAUUCCGUAGAUCGAUGGAGAGCUACGCCGUCGAUCAGCUGGUCAGUCUGCAGGAGGACGAGAAGCUUCGACAACUCAAGAAAAACCUCGAUCCGAGUCAUGACAUCGAUAUUUAUCGCAUCGAGCCGCCUUCGCUGAGACUUCCCGUGCUCGCAAUUAAUUAUUGGAUGAUUCAUUCACGAUCCGCAUCUUGCAUCGAACGCAAUCUGGUUCUGGCAAGCAUUCGUAUGGCUACCUCCGGCGUCUCUCAACGCUCCUCACCGAUGACAAAGCCCCCGGGCAACGUGGAAAUCGACCUCGAGACAGCUCUGCCUUUCAUGGAACUUCUCCGCGUUUUGACUGCAGCGAAAGUUCUCAAUCGAGUUCUCGGCAGCCCACUGCCGGACAAGGGCGUGGAGAAGCUCUUCAACUUUUGGUGCAUGUACUUCUGGCGCUUGGAAGUGGACCCUGCCUCGAAGCACUUCCAUUACUCAUACAGACAAUUCGCCCUUGCGGGACGGACCUACGGGCUCCGACCAGAAUGUAAAUACGGCUGCUAUUUGUGUGGAGUCAGGAUUUGA
Messenger RNA from Galendromus occidentalis (western predatory mite), 1575 nucleotides. RefSeq lists its product as uncharacterized. Lineage: Eukaryota; Metazoa; Arthropoda; Arachnida; Mesostigmata; Phytoseiidae. The record is from RefSeq and is a predicted model, not a curated record. Bases 1 to 1575 code for a protein of 524 amino acids. The transcript has a single exon.